This is a messenger RNA of Corticium candelabrum, 3883 nucleotides long. RefSeq names its product leucine--tRNA ligase, cytoplasmic-like. Gene Ontology annotation, biological process: leucyl-tRNA aminoacylation. Gene Ontology annotation, molecular function: aminoacyl-tRNA deacylase activity; leucine-tRNA ligase activity; ATP binding. The record is from RefSeq and is a predicted model, not a curated record. The coding region runs from base 10 to 3618 and encodes 1202 amino acids. NCBI's taxonomy places the organism in Eukaryota, Metazoa, Porifera, Homoscleromorpha, Homosclerophorida, Plakinidae. The transcript is spliced from 36 exons.
UCUAAGUGCAUGCUCUGUAACAGAUUUGGGAGAACAAGCAGUGUCGGACUCACUUUAUUACGAUACCAGCAGCGAUAUCAACAGCGGCAGCGACUGUUUCCUAUUAUUACAAUGGCGGCUCUUCAGUCAACUACAAAGCGAGAUGAACUGCGGCAUAUUGAGAGGGAAGUGCAACAGCAGUGGGAAAAGGAUAAAGUCUUUGAAGUGGAUGCACCUGAACAUGUAUCAGGAGAUGCAAAGAAAGAGAAAUUUUUUGUCACAUUUCCUUAUCCUUACAUGAAUGGAGCACUGCAUCUUGGUCAUACGUUUUCUCUUUCCAAAGCUGAGUUUGCAGUUGGCUACCAGCGAAUGAAGGGCAAACGCUGUCUUUUUCCAUUUGCAUUUCACUGCACAGGAAUGCCAAUCAAGGCAUGUGCUGAUAAGCUUACUCGUGAGAUGGCUGAGUUUGGAACUCCACCAGUUUUUCCACAGCUGGACGCUGCAGAUACAGGACAAGGACAAAAGGUAAAAUCCAAAGUUGCAAUGAAGACAGGAAACUUGAAGUAUCAGUGGCAGAUUAUGGAAGCUUUAGGGCUCUCCAAGGACAAGAUACCAGCGUUUGCGGAUGCUGCUCAUUGGUUGGAACAUUUUCCUGUGGUUACGGAAGCAGAUUUACGAAGUAUGGGCUUGAAGGUUGACUGGAGACGGUCAUUCAUUACGACAGAUGCUAAUCCAUAUUACGACUCAUUUGUGCGAUGGCACUUUCUAACACUAAAGGAUAGAGAUAGAGUGAAGUUUGGGAAAAGAUAUACUAUUUACUCAGUAAAGGAUGGACAACCAACUAUGGACCACGAUCGCUCAGAAGGAGAAGGUGUUGGACCUCAAGAGUACACUCUGAUCAAGAUGAAACUGUUAGAGCCAUUGCCUGAGAAACUCAAGUUUUUGUCCAGCUCGCCAACAUUUUUAGUAGCAGCUACUCUUCGACCAGAAACAAUGUAUGGUCAAACCAACUGCUACAUUGGACCUACUUUGGAGUACAUUGCUUUCAAAGCAAAGAAUGGUGAAGUAUUUAUCAGCACUAAACGAGCUGCUACCAACAUGGCAUACCAGGGAAUGACAGCAGAAGAGGAAAAAGUUGAUGUCUUGACAACAUUGUCUGGCAUGGACUUGAUGGGUGUUGCACUCAAAGCGCCUCUGACAUCAUAUGACAAGAUUUAUACUUUGCCAAUGCUGACUGUAAAAGCAGACAAAGGAACUGGAGUUGUAACAUCUGUACCAUCUGAUGCCCCUGAUGAUUUUGCAGCUUUGCAAGAUUUAAAGAAUAAAGAUACUUUCCGACAAAAGUAUGGCAUUCGUGAUGACAUGGUUCUGCCAUUUGAACCAAUUGCCAUCAUUCGUACUGGGGAGUUUGGUGAUUUGUCAGCACCCAAGUGUUGUGAGUUGAUGAAGAUCAAGAGCCAGAAUGAUCACAAACAGCUUGCAGAAGCAAAGGAGAAAGUGUACAAAGCUGGAUUCUAUGAUGGUGUUAUGACCAUUGGUCAUUGCAAAGGGCAGAAGGUUCAAGUUGUGAAAAAAGUAAUUCAGAAACUGAUGAUUGACAAUGAUGAAGCUGUUCUUUACCAUGAGCCUGAAGGCAGAGUUGUUUCUCGGUCAGGGGAUGAGUGCAUUGUUGCCCUUUGCGAUCAGUGGUAUCUUGACUAUGGGAAUGAGGAGUGGAAAGAGCAGACCAGAAAACUCUUAGACAAUGUCAAUACCUAUUCGGAUGAGGUGAGGCGUAAUUUCUUGGCUACACUCGAUUGGUUGGAAUCUCACGCUUGCUCGAGGUCUUAUGGUCUUGGAACUAAGUUGCCAUGGGAUACUCAGUACUUGAUUGAGGCAUUGUCUGACUCAACAAUUUACAUGGCAUAUUACACAGUUUCUCAUCUUUUGCAAGGAGCUGUCAAUGGCUCCAAACCAGGUCCACUUGGAAUAAAGCCUGAACAACUGACAAAAGAAGUGUGGGACUACAUCUUUUUUCGAGAUGCUCCAAGACCAGUGUCUGACAUUACAGACGAAGCCUUUGUCAAACUGCGACAAGAAUUUCAGUUUUGGUAUCCUUUGGACCUUCGUGUCUCAGGAAAGGAUCUUGUUCCCAAUCAUCUCACUUACCUUUUGUACAAUCAUCUGGCAGUGUGGGACAAGUAUGAUGACAGGUGGCCGAAAGCUAUUCGAGCAAAUGGACAUAUUUUGCUGAACUCGGAGAAGAUGGCAAAAUCAACUGGGAAUUUCUUGACUCUACAGCAGGCAGUUGAGAAGUUUGGUGCUGACGCAAUGCGAUUCAACUUGGCUGAUGCAGGAGACUCGAUCGAGGAUGCCAACUUUGUUGAAAAACAUGCAAAUGCUACUAUACUACGACUACAUGGCUUGGUUGACUGGACAAAGGAAGCACUGGCAUCAUUGAAACAACAUCGGGAAAAUGAUGAAUUGACAUUUUAUGAUAGAGUUUUUGAAAGUGAAAUCAACCAAGCAAUUUUACAAACAGUUGAGAACUAUGAAAACAUGUUGUUUCGAGGAGCUCUGAAAACAGGAGUGUUUGAGCUGCAGAGUGCUCGAGAUCAUUAUCGAGAAAGGGCUGACAGCGGUCGUGGUAUGCACAGAGACAUUGUACAACGAUAUAUAGAAGUGCAAGCUUUGCUACUUUGUCCCAUAUGCCCACAUGUGGCUGAGCACAUGUGGAGACUACUAGGAAAGAGCGGCAGCAUUAUGAAUGCUCUUCUUCCAGUUGCUGGUGAAGUAGAUGUUCCUCUUAUAGAAUCUGCAGCCUUCUUACGCGACUGUGCUCACAACUUGCGUAUAAAGAUUCGAAAUUUGACAGAAAAGAAUCCUGGUCAGAAACCACAGUAUGCAACCAUUUAUGUUGCUGAACUCUAUCCUCCAUGGCAAGCUGCUGUGCUGAAGUGCCUUCAGCAUUCAUACAAUGAGGAAACUGGAGAGUUUCAAGAUAACAAGACAAUUUCUUUAAAACUAAAGGAUAUUCCAGAAGUGAAGAAGUUUAGCAAGAAGGCAAUGCCAUUUGCUCAAAUGGUUAAAGAAAAUGUCAAUCAUGAUGGAGUGGCAGCAAUGAAUUCAACAACUUCAUUUGACCAAGUGGCAGUGCUAAAGCAAAACAAAGCUUUCUUGGAGCAAUCUGUAGAGUUGUUCUCGAUUCAAGUUGUAUUAUCUAGUGAAGGAGAUCAACGUGCAAUAGAAGAGAGCAUGCCAGGGAAGCCAUACAGUAUUCUCCACUUCACUGAUCCUCAGCCUCAUGUUAUGGUCCAGUUUGCUAACCCUGAAGUGGCAUCGGGGCACUUUUCACUAAAUGUAGCCAUUCACGAUGGAGACACAGUCGAAACCGUUAUAGAAGCAAUUAGGAAAAUUGAUGGAAAACUAGGAGCAUCACAGCCUGUUCACAUUUUUCGCUAUAAUGAUCCAGUGGCUGGUCCGAGAAAAAUUCCUAAAUAUCAGUGUCCUGAUGACGGGAAAAGCCUUCUUGUAUCAGGCAGUGUGUUUCAUAUCACAUCUGAUGGUCAACUAGCUGUUCGAGAUCCAAACGCUGAAGUACCAGAUGACAUUUUGGUUGGGAACAAUAUGUGCUACCACCUGACAUAUGUCAGUUCAUGAGAAAGACAUUUCUCUGAUUGAAAGUUUAGUAGUUGGACUCUGAUACUGUUGCAGUGACUGUAGUGUUGCUUUUUCAAUUAUCAGGCAGCAUUUUGUUUGCUUGUCAAUUUGACAGUUUAUUGUCUUGCAUGAUGAGUUUAGGUGGACUGUGUGAAUGUCAGAAGUUGGUGCAUUUCUUUGAGAGCAUACAAUCUUUAGUCGAGUCUAGAGUGUUAUGUAUGUACAAAGUCUGCAAGUGGUCAAAUAAUAGAACAUGUGUGCAGUA